Molecule: messenger RNA, 4346 nt
Organism: Physella acuta
Lineage: Eukaryota; Metazoa; Mollusca; Gastropoda; Physidae
Source: RefSeq, a predicted model, not a curated record
GCCAGAAAUCACACUACCUGCCGCUGUAUGUCUGGUUGGGUUGUAUGUGAGUGGUGAAACUGUGUAAUGGAUAUACUGAGAAUUCCUCUACGUUUUGUAGAUCUUGACAUUAGGUUGAAAUAUAGGUUGGACAAACAUGGAAAAUAGAGAAAGAAUUAGAAGACUGAUAAACAACAACAGAAUGUCAUUCAUCCAAAAAAUGCCUACAUUAAUAUUUAUUGAAGAUUUUCCUGGCCUAUUAGCUUAUCAGAGAGAGAAAUUAAAACGCCGACUGGAUAACCUUGGGGAGUAUGAAGCAAAUUCAGACCUUAUAGAUGCAAUGGUGAAAAUAGAUGGCUUUGAGAGAAAGUUUAUUGAUUUUUGUAACAAAAGAGAAAUCUGCCAAAGCCUUGUUGAACUCAUAGAAAGCCAAAUUGGACGGCGUCCAUCUAAGCCGAGGGGGGCAGAUUACAGCCCAGCUGUUGGUGGUGAUACAACAAUGGAUAUAAGUGCCCAACCUGUGGUUGUAAGGGAUGGUAGCUCAGGCAAUACCACAGUAACUGUUGAUGGGAGUCUUACUGCUGUUGGUGCUAAUUCAAUGGCUGUACAUGGAAGUCCACCGACUGUCAGCAGUAGUACAACUGUUAGCUUAAAGGAUGUAGUAGGUGGAACAGUGGCUUUAGGUGGUAGCUCAAAGGAUGUUGUAGGUAGCACAAUAGCUGUAGGUGGUAGCUCAAAGGAUGUUGUAGGUAGCACAGUGGCUGUAGAUGGUAGCUCAAAGGAUGUUGUAGGUAGCACAGUGGCUCUUGGUGGUAGCUCAAAGGAUGUAGUAGGUGGCACAGUGGCUAUAGGUGGUAGCUCAAAGGAUGUUGUAGGUAGCACAAUGGCUCUUGGUGGUAGCUCAAAGGCUGUAGGAGGUAGCACAAUGGCUGUUGCUGCUAGCAAGGAUGUAGAUGUGGGUGGUAGCUCAAAGGACGGAGGUGGCAGCACAGUGGCUCUUGGUGGUAGCUCUAAGGAUGAAGAUUGUAAAACUGCAGCUGGUAGCACAGUAGCUGUGGGUGGUAGCCCAUUAUCUGUAGACAGCAGGUCGGUGUCUAUAGCUAGUAGAUUAAUAAAUGUUGAUGGCAUCACAACUACUGGAGAAAGACCUGAUGAACAUUAUUGGAUCCACGAAAAUAAUAGUAACCAUAGUGAUGCCAGUGUAUCUGACAACGGCUGCUAUGAUGAGGCUAGUGUUUCUGGUGACUGUAACCAUGGUGAUCCUAGAGCAGCUGGUGGUUUAUGUGAGAGGAAAACAGCUGAUGGUGUUGGUGAGAUUAAAGCUGAAGCUAGACAACAUCAUGCCAACAACACCGCUGAUGGUGUUGGUGAGAUUAAAGCUGAAGCUAGACCAGGUCCUGCCAACAACACUGCUGAGGUAGGUGGCAAAUACCCAGCUGAGGGAGAACCUUCUAGCAUUCCUGAGACCCCAUUCAAGCUUACUUUAAAAUGCUACUCUAAUAAUCUGGAUGGAAAAAUAAAAAAUACAGAUGUGAAUAAAGGCGUGAAUUAUGUACCAGCGCAGACUUCAGAGUCCCAUGAUUCUGACUCAGAUAGCUCAUUUGCUUUGGAUACGCCAGAGAUUGCCUCAACAUUUCCUGAUAACAUCAGAAAAGAUGGUGCCCAUUUCAUUGAUAAUCUCAAGCUAUCCUCCAGUAAUAGUGCAAACACUGAUAUUCUCAAAGCAGAAACUAAAGACAUGGUAAACAGAAUUGAAAUAGACCAAAGCACGAGUUAUCUACCUACUUUACAAAUAUCAGAACUAAGCAGUGAAUCUUUUGAACAUGAAAUUGAACUUCUUAAAGUGGGAUCCCUGCAUUUAGCUAGAGGGGCUAGCAAUUUGCUAGCGAUGGGCAAUUCAAGUCCUAGAAAAGAGUUACACCUGACAGAAAUCAAUCAAAACACAGCAUUCUAUCAUGUUAAUUUUAAUCAAGCUAUUCAGUGUGAAGAAGAUUUACAGAACCAGGAAACAAGCACCAAGGAUAGAGAAACAAACGACCCUCUUUCCGAUGAGACUUUAGUCAAAACAAUUGUUAGAAAUCCUACAACAGUUUCAGAUAUUGAAACAGAUGAACCACUACAUGAGGUCACCAAGUCAAUUCCUGACCAUGGUGAACCCAUUCCAAAGGUCAGUAAAGCCAUUUCUAACGUUGCCGGUCAAGGAACUAGCAUGGAGGUUUCCCAAGAGUCAGCACACGAUUCUGCAAGUGCAUCAAACACUCUUGAAGAAUCUUUUCAAGAUAUCCACCUCACCAAAACUUCAACUGACAAUUCAAAUAAUUCACACGCUGUUGUCCCACGAGACAAUUCAAUUAAUUCACAUGCUGUUGUCCCAAAUGAACAGAGACAACACGAAACCCAAAGUGCUAAUGACACUGGAGAACGGCUCCUGCCUUCAGUGGUUGGAUUUUUAAUUAAAGUUUAUAACUGGAGUUUCUAAUUAAAGUUUAUAACUGGAGUUUCUAAUCAACCAGACCAGCUAAAGUAAAUAAUGUGUUUCAUGUCAUGGCAGUAAAGGAAAUUUUGUAGGGAAUGUACUUGUGAAAUGAAUUACCAGUGGUAUUGCGUGGUAUAAAUAAUAAUGAUUUAGACAAGACUUUUAUGCCAGUAUGAUAUUUAAAUUUUUUUACAUUAACAUUUGAUUCAAACAUCAACAAGUGCCAAAGAGUUCUGGCAGAUGAUCGCUGGUUGUAGAUAAUAUCUUUUGUGGGAACCACUGUAGUUUAAACAAAUGAGCCUUUGAAGACACUAAUGUAUAAUUCAAUUACUGUAAGAGAUUACCUGCAGUAUUUGUGAGUUUAAGACACUAUUGGAGUUCCUUUUUAGUUAUUCUAAAUAUUUUUAUUUAGAAAAGGAUUAUUUUUUUUGCAAAAGCUGGCAUUAAAUACUUAUGUAACUAAACAUUGAGCAUUACUUUAUAUCUUUGUUCAAAACUCAUUUUUGUAACCAACUAUACUGAGUAUAAGAAGUGUACUAGUAGUUUACAGUUUUUUUUUUACAUCAAAUACAGUAGGUUUCAUAUGAAUAGUACCAUAGUUAGCAUUAUUUGUAUAUUUAUUGGUGUAUUAUUUCUAGUACCUAAAAAAUGUUAGUAUUAUUAGUUCAAUUUUUAAAGUAUAAAUUGUAAUAUUUUGUUCAAAAUUCUUUUUAAAUACCAUGUAAUACAAGCCUUCCUAAAGUUUAGUGUCUAACAGUCUCUUAAAUUUAGAUACUCAGGUAUAAGUUUUCUGUUUUGAUAAUGAUAAGCUUUUAUUUCUAGUUCAUGGUGUGAGUUUGUGUUAAAUUUUGUAACUCAUUUAAAACCCACUUCUGAUGCAGUUCAAACUUUCCAGAAACACUGGUCUUCCUUGACAAUACAAGAAUAUCUGAUUUUUAAAAAUCUAAUUAGUCAUUAAAGUGCAUUCAAAAGAUUACCAAAUUUAGUAAUAAAGGUGGAGAGAACAAGAUCAAGUACUAGAAAUCUACCAGGGUGUACUGUUGGUCACAGAAAACCAUAUACUAACAAGGGUGGAUAAUUGUUUUUAGAGAUAGAAAGCUACUGAGAUUGGCUAAAUAUUUUUAGUAUAUGUGCCAAUAACUUAAUUCAGAACAAAUACCUGAAAAGUAAAAAACAAAAAAACUUUUUAAGAGCACUCAUGUAAUCUUUACACUUGUUUUUAAACCAAUGCUCUUAUUAAAGAAAGCAAGUUUAUCUUCUUAUUUUCAGUGCACUUAAAAGCUUAUUACUAUCAAGGCAGUUUAUUUGAGAUCUCUAACACUAUCAUGUAUGUGGUGAAAACUGGAUGGGAGAACAUGUUGCUAUUGCUUAGGAAAAUUUGAAAUAUGGAAUAGAAAAAAAGUAGCUAACAAUAAGUCAAACAGCAAAAAUGUGAUUUUUAAUAAUUUUUUUUUUGUAUUUUACAAUUUUUAAAUAUCAAUUAUGACUUAUUUAUUCUUUUUUUGUCUUCUUAAGAGCCUUGAAGUCUCCUUCUUGACUGGCUAAACUGCUCAUCAAUUCCUUUGUCUUUCUCUUUCUCUCAAUGUCCCUGCAAAAAUAAAUUAUUUAAAAUAUUUGAAUCAACAGUCAAAUUGUUGCCAUGAUAGGAGGGUGAAGUAUAUGCACUGGCAGCCUAUACUUUUUAAACUUAGAGGAUAUGGUCAGAUGAUAAAAUACACAAUAGGGGUGCAACAUGCUCCAUACUUAUUUAAACAAAUAUAUAGCAGUACUGUUCAUACUUUUGUGAGAAAAACACUAAAUAAAACUAAAAAGAACUUAAUUAUGACAGAUAAAACUAAGUGUAUGAUGACUAAGUAUAUAUUUUAAAAAAUAUACUCCUGUUUACCACAUG